GAGAGCGCGGCGGGCGGGAAGAGCCGGCGGAGGCGGCGGGAAGCGGGACAAGAUGGAGCGGAAGAGUGCUUUUCCUUUGGGCCAAGCAUCCCCAGGAAGAGACAGGACUCUGAGUCAUCUCAGCCCAAGUGGUAAGAAGUUUCGGAGCAAGCCCCAGCUGGCCCGUUACCUGGGGAGCUCCAUGGACCUGGGCACCUUUGACUUCCGCACAGGAAAGAUGUUGAUGAAUAAAAUGAACAAGAACAGACAGAGGAUGCGCUACGACUACUCCAGCCAAGCCAAAGGGAAGCCUGAUUUGAACACAGCACUGCCUGUCAGACAGACAGCCUCCAUAUUCAAACAGCCUGUCACAAAGAUCACCAAUCAUCCCAGCAACAAGGUGAAGAGUGAUCCUCAGAAAGCUGUGGACCAGCCCCGGCAGCUCUUCUGGGAGAAGAAAUUAAGUGGACUGAAUGCUUUUGACAUUGCAGAGGAGCUGGUGAAAACAAUGGACCUUCCAAAAGGUUUACAAGGGGUUGGACCUGGCUGCACUGAUGAAACCCUUCUCUCUGCUAUUGCCAGUGCUCUGCACACCAGCACCAUGCCCAUCACAGGGCAACUCUCUGCAGCUGUGGAGAAGAACCCUGGAGUGUGGUUGAACACCUCCCAGCCUCUUUGCAAAGCUUUUAUGGUGACAGAUGAAGAUAUUAGGGAGUUCCAUCUAAGAAUUCCCAGUAUAAACCUGAUCAGCAGGGUCAGCACAACUAUUUACAAAGCCAAGAGUGUCUGCUGAGUGAACUGCACCAACAGUCCAACUGUACCUGUGAGCAUUUUGAUCUACACUUCAGGAAACGUUGAGAAGCUGAUGGUUCAUUAAUUGCUGGGUAGUUUUGAAGAUGGAACUUGACUAAACUCUACUCCCCCUCCUUUUUUUUUAAAGGGGUAGGGUAAUGGGGAAUGCAAAAGUGGGAGGGAAUCAAGGAAUAUAAAAGGGUGGGAGGGAAAACACUAGGAACCAAAUUUCCUGUCCUUUUUUGUUGUUGUGGGUCAGUGAUAGGUGAUACAUUUUUAAGCUUUUCUAUCAAAAGUACAUUUAGCCAUGACCCAUAGAAACAAUUUUCUCUCCAACACAAGUGAGAGAUGCUGUUUCACUCCUUGGCUGCUCUGCUGCCUGUUUGAACCAGACUGUAGGGAGGUCAUUUGAUGGUGGGGAUGGUCAUUCCCUGUGGCAAUCACUGCGUGUCCUUUUCCUCACAAGACCACAUUGGUCUUGGAAGUGUGUAGUCUCAGAGAUGAACUGCUAGUGCCUCUUCCACCCGAGGUUUUGAUUAGUAGGGGAAGUUACACUAGAGGAACUGGCCUUGCAAUCCAUUUUUCAGUCAGCUCCAGCACCUGCAGGGUUUGGCACAGAGCUGUGUGUACGUCUGGGUGUAGCCAAAUGAGAGCUGUCAAGAGAAACAUCCCCACUCUGUGGUAUGGUUUGCUUUGGUUUAAGUCUGGUCUGAAGGACCUUCUCAACUGGGAAUGGAAGGACAACUCAUUUCUGACUGAAAAUGAGGAAAACUUCCUCCUUUCUCCUCUGGUGCCAAGAACCCUGACCUUCAGUGUGUGUGGAGGGAAGGGGAUCCAUUCCAAUAGGUGUGUCUACACAUCUGCUUUCCUGUGCAGUAAUGUUCUGACCUCUUUUAAAACAAGAAAGGAAAAAGGUUGAUUUUUUUUUUCUAUAAUUGAUAAACAAAUUUAAAGCUUUUUAUUAAGUAUUAAAUCUUUCUUAUUUGCAUGUGCAGUGAAGUGACCAGCAUUUUGUGUCCAAAAAUGAAACAAUGUGAAACCUGCCUUAAUGUGUUUAUAAGUAUUUGGCUUCACCAUGGGUACCUUGAUUGAUUCCUCAGUCUCUUCUAGUACAUCUGUGAGCAUAUUGGGGUGACUUGUGGCUAAAAAAUGGAUUUAUCUGGGGAGGGAGAACAGGAAGAGGGGAGGAAAGUGAGAGUUUAUAGCUUGGAGAACGUGUUGACUAAGUUGCAAAAGUUACUUUAGUCUUAGGGUAUCCAUUGCAUAAUUCAUCUGUGGACAUCUCAGCUGAGAGAACAGUAUAAAGUGGUGGAUUAAAUAUUGUGCCACCAACCAAUUGUGCAAGUUGUUGGUAUCCCAAAACUUGGGGAAGAAAGUAGCUCCCAGAGCCUUUAUCAUGUAAGAGUGCUUAGCAGUGCCAGCAAGGGACCAGGGGAAUUGCCUGGAAAGGAAUAGCCUUUGGGAGUAGUUCAGCUUAGUGACCUGAAUAGGUUUCAGCUCCUUGAAAAAGAUCCUAUGCCAAAGUCAUUGAUUCUAGAUUAACUCUUUUCUGAAAAAAUUUGAAAAUACAAAGUUAUGUGAUCUUGCUCAUUUGGAGUCCUGCAAGAAGACUGAAUUGUACUUUGCUGCUGCUCUAUCAGGUGUUGCUUUGGGGAACUUUACCUGGUACUGCAGCCAGUGAAAAUUAUUUUCCUUUUUGAACAGUCUGUUAUGGUUAUUAUUCUGUACAUCUGUCCUCUUGUAACUCGUUGUGUUGAAUUAAAUGUUUCUUACAAAGUAAAGAAGGUUUUUUGUGCUA
Apus apus (common swift) is the source of this 2569-nucleotide messenger RNA. It is a transcript of the gene MBD3, whose product is annotated as methyl-CpG binding domain protein 3. The transcript is spliced from 7 exons. Lineage: Eukaryota; Metazoa; Chordata; Aves; Apodiformes; Apodidae. The coding region runs from base 53 to 772 and encodes 239 amino acids. Gene Ontology annotation, molecular function: DNA binding. The record is from RefSeq and is a predicted model, not a curated record.